This is a messenger RNA of Hylaeus volcanicus, 1045 nucleotides long. RefSeq lists its product as uncharacterized. Bases 431 to 1042 code for a protein of 203 amino acids. The transcript is spliced from 4 exons. The record is from RefSeq and is a predicted model, not a curated record. NCBI's taxonomy places the organism in Eukaryota, Metazoa, Arthropoda, Insecta, Hymenoptera, Colletidae.
GUGCUCCACCAGGUGGGCGUCGAGUGGCCAGAGAUUACGAUUUAUCCGACAUAAGCACUGCAGUCUGGCGCGCGGGCUACGCCGCUACUGGCGAACAGUUGGAAAUAUUUUUUCGGGCGAGAGAAGGAGCGUCGCGUGAUACGUGACCGCGAUAUUAAGGUUAAUCCUGGCCCGUCUGUCAAAGUGGAAUCCCACCAUAAACUUGGUCGACGGCAUGCUUGUCGCGAUUAGUAAUUGAAGUGCUUUCAUCGUCGUUCGCGCGUGUAUCGAGAAACGCGCGGGAAAAGGACGGCCGCCAUGUUGGAGAAGGACGGAGAAAGAAGGAGGGGCGGAGAAGCGCGCCGAGUGGGAGCGAGACGGAGAUACGCAGCUGCGUAGCUAGGAGGGGGGUGCCCCCAGAGCUCGAGGACCGCGAACUUUGUAAUUAGGGAUGAAAGAAUUGUUUGUGGCUACCCUCGCGAUGAUGACGCAGGAGGCCAUUACAAUCUGCAAGAGAUGCAACUCUAGUUACUACGGUAUGCCCAAAAUGUACGACGGGCCACGAAACUCUUUCCAGCUUCGUCAGAGCCUUCCUCUUGUUAGAGACGUCUCCUACUUACCCGAAGAAAACAACGUUGAGGACCAAGAAGAGAAGCAGCAGCCAGAACACCAGGCCGUGAAUAGAGAUAAUAGAAAUUUAUCGUCGGGCUACCGUAAUCUUUGCGAAACCGUUAAGAGAAAAGUGCAGUUGGACGAUACCGAGUACGAGUACCAACCGCCGCAUUAUUACGAGGUCUAUUGUAAGAAUUAUUCUUUCCUCGACAGUAGCCAGCUCGUCAUGAAUCCACCGAAGCAGAAAUGCGUGCACCCUGGAUUUCAUUGCGUGCAAAGAGGUCGACCUCUGUUUCUGGUGAGACGACGCUGGGACAGCGAGUGUUGGGAACCUUUCGUUAAAGAGAUCGCUAGCGGUUGCGACUGCAUGUGGCCAGAGGCUGUUCUCGGAGACAUAACCGAUCAUUAUUCCACGAGUCGGAUUAAGUUAGACCAGGGAUUAACGAUAUAAGAA